GUGUUUCCAGUGGACCUUGAACUCGUGGUGUGCUUGAUUCCCCCGAAAACAGUUUUUGGCGAGAAAGCUGGCAUUUUGCAAGAACUUAUACCCAAGGUCCCCGUGUUCCUUCUCCGCGCGCACCUAUCCCCUGCAGAUAUGUCUCAGUCGAGAAGAAAGCAUCGAGUUGGAUUUUCAGGAAAUCUGUAUUGCAUGACCAGACACAGGGGUCCAGUUUGUGCUUCGCGGCAGGAGCAUUUCUCAUGCGGGAUAAGCAUCUUCAAGAAGCCAUGUAAAAAUCUGUGAUGUUCAGGCAUACAUCGGAGACAUCAUGGGUCAAACAAAAUGCGCAUGACAAACGUUGCACUUUUCCAGACCCAGAUAUAUUUGCAAUGCAUAGCACGAGGUACACGACGAUCUCGACGGGUUGGAAAAUAAACCACAACACUACAAUACCACAUGCUACAUCUGGACCAAAAAAAUCGAAGAGCGACCUUUGGAGACUAUCCAGAUCCGCCGGAGCGGACCAUCCACGAUGGAGAAUAAAUACAUGCUGAGAACCGUCUUCGAAUCAACAGACAAGUUUGAAGAGCACCCGGACUCGCCGCCUGACCACCAGCAGCAGUUUGAAGAUCACCCGGAGAAGGUCGUUAUGCCCUUUUACCUCGGCCGCCUGACCAGCAUGCAGGCCUUGGACACGAUAUUGCGAAACCACGAAGAAAAGCCACAGGUAAAGCGUCUAGUUAAUAGGCCGCGACGCAUUAGAAACUAACUGGCACUCCAGAUUUCGACGAAGGAAUUUGUAAUGCAGAUUUGAAGAAUCGAAGUGGUUUUAUUUUAGAUGGUGUUCGCUUACGACUUCGGUAUGAAUGCGUCUGACAAUUAACCUCUCCACUUCGUGUGUAGAUCCUUCAGGCCUUGGAAAAAAUGACGAAAAAAAAUCACAGGAGAAGUUCGACGGGCUAUGGCGAAACGGGAACCACUUCCUUCUCGAUCUGCUCGAGCCGUUCCACCCCUAUGCAUUGCAAAUACCGCUCUGGGUCUGGAGGAUUACGCCCUGUUAUGGCAUGCUUUUGGAACCUAUCGAAACCUGUAUAUUGUCAUGCGAGGACAUGGGCUGCGUCAACAUCAAGAAGCAGUUGGGCAAGCUGCUCCGUCACCAGGGCAUAGAUCACGACAAACAGCGUGCUUUAACGUUUUAUGCAAAAUGUGCAUGACCAACACCUGCUUUUAUUUUGCAGAUCCAGACAUGUUGGCAAUUGAUAAUUCCCCAACAGAAAACAUGUCCGCGGAGAACCAAAGGCUGUACGCGCAACGGCGAGAGGGCAUUUUCGUGCCGGACAAAGAUGACGAGGAACAUGAUUACGAGCGGACGUACAAGCGGACGAUGAAGAUGACCGCGGACCGCCUGCAGUUUUUCGAGAAACGUAUGAUAUCCGGAGUAAGAGCGGUCGCACAUGAUCGUCUCGCAGUUCAAAACGCAGGCAUCAACAGCAUUGGAGCGUAGGUCGUUUUCCAGAGUUGGGUCGUAGCGCUGCAUCGCAGCCACGCAAGAUUCUGUGUUUUUUGUUUCGUGAAGUUUUAUUUCUUUUCGUCUGUUUUUCAAAUUUGGCACAAAUGUGAUCUGCUACCGCUCUUUUCCGGGUGGAUACCUAUCGGAGCUACCGGAAGCCUUGCGAGCAGGGGAGUAUCGCACAGAAAAGGACAGGAAGUGUAUAUUUGCAUAUCCGACAAGGAAUCGACGAAAAAAUCUGUAUUUUUGCGUGUCCUAAACAAUAUUCUAUGCCCUCACCCCGGACAGAUUUUUUUGUUUUCUGCAUUAAGUGCAAAUAUGUCUAGCCUGUCUUUUUCUGUGGGAUAAGGAGUUUGACAAGCUCAAGCAGUACUGGCUCCGCCUCCAGAUCUGUAUCCUACAGAAAAGUAUACCCGUAUCAGAAAAAUUUGAAUUUGCCUCGCCAAAGACGCGCUACGACAAUCAGCUUUGUAAUGCGGAGACCACAACAUGCUUUAUUUUCUGGCACGCAGAAGUUGUAAUGCGCACAAGCAAUUUGAAUAGAAGGUGGUGGCAGGAAAUAAAGUUGUGUUUCUGAACAGACAAAAAGUGCAUGGUAAUUUGAUUUCGCAUGAAUGCGGUAUGGGUCUGCUUUUCUAUGGGAUAGCCUAUGGAGAAUAAAAAGGGCAGCACCAAGACAUGAAGAGAAAAAGCUCGUAUCUAACGAGGACAAGCUCUCUAUGUAGUGCGAAUAUGUCUGAGUCUGGAAUGUUGGGGGAGUUUGUGAUGCGAAUUUUCGACCACACAAAAACCUGUGUAAUUGCAUGAACAGCAAAAGGUGCUCAGAUUUUAGCUGCCCGGAGAAGGCAUUUCUCAUGCAGGAUACGCAGGAGCAAGCCUUCGCAAAGCCUGUAAUGCUACAAAAUGCAUCACCGACAUAGCGGGUCAUCUGAAAUCUGCAUCACAAAUUCCCUGAAUAUUCCAGACCCAGACAUAUUUGCACUUGAUACUCCUUGCAUCCAAACAACUGUUUGUGGUUUUUUUGAAUUUUUGCCUAUCCACAGCAAAUUUCCCGUACACGUGCAAACGCUGUUUCAUCAGGACAGAACUUGCAGCCUUCAAACCUAUUCAGCAUGACAAACUGGACACUGCAAGUUCUAGUGAAGUUUGUCAUGCAUCUUGUACAUGUACGGGAAAUUUGUAUUGCAUAUUGCAUCAGUGUUGUCGUGUGGAUCUUUCGAGCCCGUCUUGGUGAUGAACCGUUACCGCGUGAUACAGGGAACCUCGAGGGGAGGAACAUGAACGCCCCAGUGCCCUUCGAUCUGGCCUACACCGACGAAGGCGAAGUAUCCAAAUGAAAAAUCCCUGCUCUCCCUCAUGCUGAAAAGUAUGCAUUGCCGAAAUGCCCGGGCCUGCAACAGUGCGAACUUCUUGUCAUGCUAAAUAAAAGCCGGGGUGAUAUUAGUGCUGCAUGAUUCCCAAAUGAUAUUAAACUUGUCAUCUUUGGACCACGUUAGAAGAGAGUUGCUCAUGCAGGAUAGGCAUGGUGGAUAGCUGUGUCCGCAAAUCAACUCUGUAUUGCAAAAAGGCAGCCUCUCAAGCCUUUGCUUCUCAGGGCACCAGGUGAUUUCUGCAGAUUCUGUGAGACGGACAGUUAUCUGUCAUGCGCAAAGACCUCCACUUCCACACUCCUACCUAGACUGAGGACCUGCCUCCAGGUCCCGACCCAGUAAAACAGCACACCAAAGUUUUUUACAAAAUAAAAUUUGUAUGGAUAUGGUGCUGGGCUGCAGUAUGGAGAGGGUUUUUUUUCAGUUUGAAACAGUCCUACCCCAAUGUACAACGGCAUCCCGCACGCACCCAACGACGUCUCGCAGCCGAAACCCCCACCCCCAGACAACGGGGACGACAACACCGGCCGCCCACUGCUCGACGGCGCAGCAGUGCCGGCAUCUCCAGACCCAAUUCCUGUCGGUGAAAAACCUCCGGAAACGCCAUCAUCGGCAAAAGAACCCGACGAGCCGAUGCAGGACGCGCCCAACAUCCACCAUGA
Molecule: messenger RNA, 3524 nt
Organism: Amoebophrya sp. A120
Lineage: Eukaryota; Dinophyceae; Syndiniales; Amoebophryaceae
Source: the annotation of a GenBank genome assembly